Molecule: messenger RNA, 1847 nt
Organism: Malus domestica (apple)
Lineage: Eukaryota; Viridiplantae; Streptophyta; Magnoliopsida; Rosales; Rosaceae
Product: protein NRT1/ PTR FAMILY 4.2
Biological process (GO): transmembrane transport
Cellular component (GO): membrane
Molecular function (GO): transmembrane transporter activity
Source: RefSeq, a predicted model, not a curated record
AAGAUGAGUAUAGAAAGAGAUGUCAUUCAGAAAGAAAGUGAUGAUGACCGAUAUUUUGACUGGAAAGGAAGAGAGGCAGAUCCUCGAAAGCACGGUGGAACCAGAGCUGCUGCCUUUGCAUGUGUUGUGGAGGUGUUGACAAACAUGGUGUUUUUAGCCAAUGCCAGUAACUUUGUGAGAUACUUCUUGUUGUCAAUGCAUUACCCACAUGCUACAGCAGCAAAUAUGGUGACGAAUUUUAUUGGAACCUCCUUUUUGCUCUCCAUCCUGGGAGGAUUGAUCAGUGACUCACUCUUCACAAGAUUCACAACCUUAAUCAUCUCCUCUAUCAUAGAGUUGCUGGGAUUAAUUUUGCUGAGAAUCCAAGCUCAGCACGCAAAAUUUCGACCAGCAUCGGGUGCUACGCCUUCUCGGUCUCAAGCAGCCAUUCUAUACACUGGCCUUUAUGUCGUUGCUACCGGUGUAGGUGGAAUCAAUGCGUCCUUACCUGCACACGGUGCUGAUCAGCUUGAUCACUGCAAUCAGAGACUCAUCUCUACCUACUUCAAUUGGUUUUUCUUUUCCCUGUGCCUUGGGGGCCUCCUAAGCUGUACUGUUAUGGUUUGGGUGGAAGAGAACAAUGGCUGGAAUUCGAGCCUUACUAUUACAAUUAUAGCCUUGAGUUUGGCACUUUCAAUUUUCGUCAGUGGGAGCCCAUUUUAUCGACAUAAACGUCCUGGAGGAAGCGCAUUGACAAGAAUCUUUAAGGUUCUUGCUUCUGCAGUUCGAAACUGGAAGGCCUCACCCGAAGAGAGAGUAUUGGAGAACCAGUAUGCAGUAUCUGCAAUCAAUUCGAACGGAGUUAAUGUGCGAUCCCAUAACAAGUAUAAGUUCUUAGACAAAGCAUUAAUUGAUAGCACAAUCAGUGCAGCUCAAGUUAAGGAAACAAAAACUUUUAUAGGCCUUCUACCCAUCUUUGCAAGCACAAUCAUGAUGAAUUGCUGCCUAGCCCAACUUCAGACAUACUCAGUGGUACAAGGGAGCACAAUGAACCGAAAACUACACAAUUUCGAAAUCCCAGUUCAGUCAUUAACCGUACUCCCCCUCUCCGUUAUGCUUGCUUCUAUUCCCUUAUACGAACGAUUCCGAAGAAUCUUAGGAGACAAAAACUCAGCAAAAAGUCACAUCUUCCAACCACUUUGGAGGAUUGGAGUAGGGCUAGCACUAGCAUCUGUAUCAAUGGCUGUAGCCACCAUAGUCGAAUCUCAGAGACGCAAGGUGGCUCAUAAAAAUGUUACAUUGUCUUUCUUCUGGCUUGGCUGGCAAUACCUCUUCCUUGGAGUCUCAGACAUGCUCACUCUUGGAGGAAUGCUCGAGUUCUUUUACUCGGAAGCGCCUGAUAGCAUGAGAAGCAUGUCCACUUCAUUGUCAUGGUGCUCAACAUCAAUGGGUUACUUUUUGAGCUCAGUUUUGGUGUCCAUAGCAAAUUCAUUGAGUGGAAGAAUUGGUAAAGAGUGGCUUGGAGGAGCUGAUGUGAAUCAUUCACGUUUGGAUCUGUUUUACACACUUCUCUGCAUUCUCAACACUCUCAAUGUUCUUAAUUACAUAUACUGGGCUAGGAAAUAUUAGAAGAACGCCGCUCUUCCUUACCUACAGCUGCAAAUCAUAUACUGGCACAUAUGCAUAAGUAACUUAUUGCAAGCAUUUACAACAGAAAAAGCUUCUUGUACGUGUCAAACUAUGACACUCUGCAGUGAAGAAUGAGUAUUUACUAUUUAGAUAUAAGUAGGAAAGUAUAUAUUUUUGUUGUAGUAUGUUGUUGUAACAAAUUUCAAUUAACCGAUAAUACCGUAAUAAUCCAUCACAUU